UCAAUGCGGCGUCUACGUAUUUAUGUCUAUGUUGCAGCCAGCUAGCGUCACAGGUAGCAGGCUAGCCAGUAGGGAGCUAGCUAGCUGUUAGCUAUAGUAGUACCGCUCGGCUCGUUUAAUCGUGUUAUUUGUUGCUACUUUAAGGACAUUUCAUGUCUUUGGCAAAGCGAAUACAUCGGUGAUAGAUGUCGUCGGUCUGACAAAGCGAGUGUGGAGGUUUAAAGGGGCCCUGCUUUUGUGGUUGAGUUGACUGUACAGGGGAAGAUGUGCAAUGGAAUGAUAGAGUCAACAUCAAAAGCCCUUCUGGCCCACACCUCAGCCACUGAAAGGUCCUUCCUGUUGUUGUUGGUUCUGACUGCAGUGUCCACUGGACAAGGGUCAGGAUGUGUGAGGCCAUACAUGGUCCAGAACAGCUGGGUAAACCUCACAGAAACCAACAGGGGCUUGUUUCCUGUGGGCACGGUACUGCAGUACAGCUGUGACCCUGGUUACCUGCCGGAUGGGCCCAGCAUUCUCACUUGCACCACUGUUGGACGCUGGACCUCUGACCCUCCUCAUUGUAUUCGCAGCGGUGCAUGUCUCCCCCUCUCCAAACCUGAGAAUGGGGGCUACACCUGCCACCCAACUCCAUGUCGAAUGUUUGCACACGGCACUGUGAUCGAGUUCUUCUGUGACGAGGGCUUCAUUCUCACCGGGGACUAUUACUACCUGACCUGUCAAGAUGGACAGUGGGAUGGCCCCAUGCAGAUCAGCUGUGUGAGCCAAGGUUGUAUUCGGCCCUCUACGGUGCAGCACGGCUCAACUAAUUUGACAGACACCAAUAGAAACUUGUUUCCUGUGAGCACAGUUCUGCAGUACAGCUGUGACCCAGGUUACCUGCCGGAUGGACCCAGUAUCCUCACCUGCACUUCGCUGGGACGCUGGUCCUCUGAACCACCUCUCUGCGUACACAGUGACGGUUGUAUACGACCCUCCACAGUGCAGCAUGGCUCCACUAACCUGACAGAAACCAACAGGAGCUCAUUCCCCGUGGGCACAGUCCUGGAGUACCGCUGUGACCCGGGUUACCUGCCAGAUGGGCCCAGCAUCCUCACCUGCAGCACACUGGGACACUGGUCCUCUCUACCUCCCCGCUGUGUGCGCAGUGACGUUUGCCAGACUCCAUUUCAGCCAGACAACGGAGGCUACACCUGCCACCCCUCCACAUGUGGGAGACUUUCUCACGGCACAGUGAUUGAGUAUUUCUGUGAUGAGGGUUAUAUUCUAAAAGGAGAUUAUAAAUACUUGACCUGUCAGUAUGGAGAAUGGGACAGCCAAAUGAAGCUCAGCUGCAUCAUGGAGCAAGACCGUGAUCCAACUCUACCAAUAGGGAUGCCCACCUUGUCCAUAGUGGCAUCCACAGCUAGCUCAGUGGCUCUGAUCCUGCUGCUGGUGGUGCUGUUUGUACUUCUGCAGCCCAAACUUAAGUCCCUCCACCGACGUGAUCAGGGUGUGACCGGCCAGCCCGUCUCCAUCAUGGUGGAAGGAGUCCAGGUGACUCUGCCCUCAUACGAGGAGGCUGUGUGCUGUAACGGAGCCCCAUCCUCGACUCACGGCUCCGAGUCUCGAGUCCAGAUAGUGCUGUCAGAGGGUCAGCAUGUGACAACGCCAGAGGCUGGCCCCUCUCGGCCCUCCUCCCUCAAACAUCAGCAGUCAGAGAUGGCCGUGGUCCACCCUGCACCACACUCCUCUUCCUCUCCAUCACCUUCCCCGUCGUCUUCUACCUGGGUCCUGGAGCAAGUAGGUGCCGCUGCUCCUUCAUCGUCCCGAAGAAGGCCGUCUGCAGGCAGCGACCAACACAGCUUGUCUAUGGACUCUGAGAUGGAUUACUCUGAUGACAUGCCGUUACUGAAGGAGGCCUGAGAAAGGCUGCAGCCUUUGGACUUUACAGAGAGAGCCAGCAUUUAUUCAGACCUGUACUGACGAGCAGGGUGCCUCGUGUGAGUUAGUCAACACAGCUGUCAACACAGAUGAGUCCAACAUGAGAGGCUCUGAGUGGAGCUGUGAGUCACUCAGAACAGAUCCUCUGACCUUCCCAAAAGAGAGAGGAGAAGACAUUCACAUGUACAUACAUGCUUACAUUUUUUAUAGGAAUUCCUACACUAUGUAUGUACGUCUAAUGUCGGGGGCUGGGUUUGAAUCGUAGAACAAAUACAGAAAAGAGCGGGCAUCACUGAAAGAGUUUCAGAGUCUUUUUGAAGAACUGAACGGGCACAGCUACAAACUCGUUUUGGGAGCUAAUUAUCUCACCAGUGUCUUGGAAACCUACCGUUCAUAAACCACAUAUCACAGCAUUAGAGACACAUUAGCAAUGACACAGUCAUGCACACUAACAACAAUUUUUGUAAUUAUGAAUCAUUAUUUAAAGUUUUUAAUCAUGACUCACAUCAUUCUACACGCCACUGUGCAGUUAAAGGCUUGUUGUCCAUGAGAGUAUUGAGUAUUCCAUGGUUUCCUUGUCGGAUUGUGGGCACACUUUUUUCUUUUUGUGACAUUUUGUUUCACACCUGUACCCAACACACGUCAUCCUAUCUAAGAGUCCAGAUGUAUUCUCUUCACACUAACACAUGCUCCCAAUGGCCUUAGCUUUCCACUUCUAUGCACAAGUACCUAUAACAUUUGAAUUAAGGAGUUUUGAAAAUGAAUGUCAGUUUAAAUGCCUCCCCUGCUUGGUGAUGUUACGUGUGGCUUUGUCUGACACAUCACUUGUACAACAGAAAAUAUUGUUCUCUUAAUUUAUGCAGGCUGCUUGGAUACUCCUGUUUUCAGUCUUAACGGGAAAUUGUGUAUUUAAUUUAUUUGUGUCCAGAACGCUGUUGAUCAGCCAUGGCUUCUUUUGAUGCUUCCACAGCUCUUAGAGAAAACGUCUUUUUAACUUGUGGCUUUAGUUCGGAUCAUUCUGCAGGCACGUUUUUUGUGUCACUGUAAAUGUAAAUGGGUAGGGACAACACAAAGAUGUGUACAGAUAUGUGUAAUGUCAGUGUUCACUUAUUGACUGUCCAUUGAAUUCACUUUUGGACUAAGGAAUGAUUUUUUGUCUUAGUAAAGAUGUUUCUUAAAUGUAUGUAAAAAGUUCUAAUUUAAGUUUACUCUGUAUAUACCAUCUGACCAUUUUGAUUAAAUAUAAUUUCAGGUGUUCAA
This is a messenger RNA of Notolabrus celidotus (New Zealand spotty), 3180 nucleotides long. RefSeq names its product sushi domain-containing protein 6-like. Lineage: Eukaryota; Metazoa; Chordata; Actinopteri; Labriformes; Labridae. The transcript has 10 exons. The coding region runs from base 265 to 1902 and encodes 545 amino acids. The record is from RefSeq and is a predicted model, not a curated record.